GCGGUAGGAGCCGGGCAAGCGAAGUCGGAAGGGCGGAAGAGAUGGACGAGACGGACCGAUUCUAUUUCCUCAACCCGGAGCCGGACGAGCAGCCGAAGAUCCCUUACUGGGCGCUGGACGAGAGGAGGCUGGCCGGACCGCGGAGGGGGACGGCUCCUGGCCCGGGCUCUAGGGAUCCCAUGGCCGAGGUUCAGCGCGACGCUGGAGAAGGAUUGGGUCGCGACGAGGGCGGCUCUGAGGACUCGACGACUCCUCCGGCCGUGAGGAUGAACCCCCCACGUCGUUAUGCUGUGGUGCCGUCCGGGUCAUCCCCUCUGGAGGAGGAGGAGGAGGAAGAGGCCACAAGGAAACAAGUCAAAGGAGAGACUGAGGGCCCCGGCGUGGACAGCCCCGGCCAUCCCGUCAGAUCUCGGAAGCUAAGCUGGCCCGGCCCUGGCACGGUAUUGGAUGGGGAGACCCCCAAAGGAGAGGGCCUUGUUGCAGAGGAUCUGCUGCCAGCGGUGUGGUGUCCAGGCGCCACCAGGGAAUACAAGUACGGCGACCCCCCAGGCCUUUAUCUGGUCGGCGGCAUCUCGACGUUGAUGGUUUCCCGCUGGGUCCGGCCGGCCCCCAGAUGGUUCGGCAGCUACCGAGAUCAGCUCACGUUAGAAAACCCAAAACAGAACGCUGGAGAAGAAUCGGAUCAUGGUGGCGACUCUGCGGACUCGGCCACUCCUUCGGCCGUGAGGAUGAAAUCCCCACGUCCUGACCCUGUGGCGUCCUCUGGGUCAUUCUCUCAGGAAGAGGAAGGGCAGCUGCCUGAACCAGCAAGGAAACGACUCAAAGGAGAGACUGAAAAGCCCUGACCUUGGAUAUAGCCGAUAUGUUUGUGUGUGUGUAUACACACACACACAUACAUACAGGGGUCAUUUCGUA
This is a messenger RNA of Gekko japonicus, 915 nucleotides long. RefSeq lists its product as uncharacterized. The transcript is spliced from 3 exons. Lineage: Eukaryota; Metazoa; Chordata; Lepidosauria; Squamata; Gekkonidae. The record is from RefSeq and is a predicted model, not a curated record. The coding region runs from base 42 to 845 and encodes 267 amino acids.